Molecule: messenger RNA, 1890 nt
Organism: Henningerozyma blattae CBS 6284
Lineage: Eukaryota; Fungi; Ascomycota; Saccharomycetes; Saccharomycetales; Saccharomycetaceae
Gene: UBA2
Product: E1 ubiquitin-activating protein UBA2
Exons: 1
Coding region: 1-1890 (629 amino acids)
Biological process (GO): protein sumoylation
Cellular component (GO): SUMO activating enzyme complex; cytoplasm
Molecular function (GO): SUMO activating enzyme activity
Source: RefSeq, a predicted model, not a curated record
AUGGUAAGAGAAAGUAAUAUAAUUCAAAUCAUAGGAGAAACUGAAUAUGCGAGAUUGCGUAAAAUACGAUGUCUAUUAGUGGGUGCUGGUGGGAUUGGAUCCGAGUUGCUAAAAGAUUUAAUUUUAAUGAAUUUUGGAGAGAUUAGUGUAGUUGAUUUGGACACGAUUGAUCUUUCUAAUUUGAACCGUCAAUUUUUAUUUAGACAAAAGGAUAUCAAGAAAAGUAAAUCCAGUGUGGCGGUGAAAGCUGUGGAACAUUGCAAUAAUUCUAAAUUGCAAGCGUAUCAAGGGAAUAUCAUGGAUACAAAGGAGUUCCCCUUGCAUUGGUUUGAUCAAUUUGAUAUACUUUUCAAUGCAUUGGAUAAUUUGGCCGCUAGACGGUAUGUGAAUAAGAUUAGUCAAUUUUUGAAAAAACCAUUAAUUGAAAGUGGUACUGCUGGGUUUGAUGGAUACAUUCAACCAAUCAUUCCCGGUCAAAGUGAAUGUUUUGAUUGUACUAGUAAAGAAACGCCCAAGACAUAUCCUGUAUGCACAAUUCGUAGUACACCUUCACAACCCGUACAUUGUGUUGUUUGGGCCAAAGAUUUUCUGUUUAAUCAAUUAUUUAAUGAUUUGAGUGAAGGAGAGGGACAAGAGGGGGAAACUUCCAAGGAUUGGGGUAGUGAUGAUGUGGAUGAAAUCAAACGAAUCCAAGAAGAAAGUCAAGAAUUGAAGGAAUUACAAGAUAUUGUUCGUAGUGGGGAUAUGAAGCGCGUCACGAGAAUGUUGGAAAAAUUGUUCGUAGAGGAUAUUGCAAAAUUAUUAAAGAUUGAAAAUUUAUGGAAGAAUGGGAGAACAAAGCCUGUUGCAUUGGCAAAGGAGAAUCUCGAGGGUGAAUAUGACGAGACGUUAUUAUUGAGUGUAGAUCAAGUUGGUACUUUGGAAGAACAAAUAGCCGAGUUUAUCAACAGCAGUAAGAGAUUGAUGAAGAGACUAAUAGGUGCGGAGGCAAAUGCACAAGGGAUUGAGUUUGAUAAAGAUGAUGAAGAUACAUUACGCUUUGUCAGUAGUGCCAGUAAUAUCCGUAGUCUAAUCUUCGGGAUCCCCGUACAGAGUAUAUUUGAUAUCAAGAAGAUUGCUGGGAAUAUUAUUCCUGCAGUGGCAAGCACCAAUGGUAUUAUUGCUGGGUUAUCUUCAUUAAUUUCGUUGCGUGUUUUGCAGUUGUUACCCGAGACGAAGGACAAAGGAGUGUUGGAUAUCAACAUGGCGUUUACAUCCAAAGCAAGUAAUAUUUCUAACGAUCGGUAUCUAUCUAAUCCUAAAUUAGCAAGACCCAAUUGUAAAUGUGUAGUAUGUAGCCGAGUAUUAAGAGGUGUUGUGAAGAUGAGUGACGAUGGAUUGAAAGAAAUUACGUUGGGUGGAUUGGUAGAGGAAUUGAGAGGCAAGUAUGAUUUUCCUGAAGAUAUAUCAUUAAUGGAUACACAAGACCAACGGCUAUUGAUUGAUUAUGAUUUCGAUGAUUUACAAGGGAAAACGUUAGGGGAAAUGGGGUUGAAAGAAGGUAGUGUAUUAUUAUUCAGUGAUGAAAUGGAUGAAGAUCAAAUAAGAAAGCCUAUUGAAUUGUAUUUGAGUAUGGGCCAAGAGAGAUUAGUCUUGCCCGAUUUACCCGCGGAAUAUAUCGAGGGACAAACACCAGUACGGGAGGAAGAAGAGCCGUCGGAGAUAAGCGCCAACGCCGAUGCAAAUGACGGUGUGAUUAUCUUGGACGAUGAUUUGCCCGAGGACAACCAGCUUGGCGACAAACGUCCGUUGGAUAGUGGAGACGAUGCCGACAGGAAAAGGGUAAAGAUAGGCGAUAAUGAUGAUGGUGAUGAUGAUGAUGAUAAUGAUGAUGUUAUUGAAUUAGAUUAA